This is a messenger RNA of Physella acuta, 1628 nucleotides long. RefSeq lists its product as uncharacterized. NCBI's taxonomy places the organism in Eukaryota, Metazoa, Mollusca, Gastropoda, Physidae. The record is from RefSeq and is a predicted model, not a curated record. Gene Ontology annotation, biological process: positive regulation of voltage-gated potassium channel activity; sleep; regulation of synaptic transmission, cholinergic.
ACCUAAUUUAACGCCGUGGGACAGUCUCGUUAGCCUAACGGAAGUGUCCCCCGAGUUGUUGAUAUGCGUUACGAUCACCAUUUCCGCAUCGAUUUCGUUUAGUUAAAUUCACAUUAUUUGUAUCUUUUCUUUAAUUGUAUGUUAAAAGUGGGACGAUUGAUAGACUCUACAUGUUUUUAAGUGCUUAUUCGACCUGACCCAAGUUGGCAACAAAAAAACAAAAUGACAAACAUUGGUAAAACAGCUCAUGUUUCCUUACCUUUGUUUUUGAUUCUUCUACUUGGAGUUCAUCAUUGUGUUGCCCCCAACUGUUUCUAUUGUAGUUCAAAAGACAAUGAUAAAUGUGGUGAUUAUUUUCGGAUUGCUAUGAGUGAUAAACUACAUGUGACUUACUGUGACGUUGGUAGCUGCAUUAAACGUCGAGGUGUAGAUGAUAAUAACUCAGUGAGACGAGUUGAAAUAACCAGAAGUUGUGUUGCAUACAGACAAGAAGGCUGCCGCAAGGAAACGUACAACGGCAUAGACACAAUCAGUUGUACAUGCAAUAGUGAAUUCUGCAACAGCUCCACAAGGGCACACUCCCAGAUGUUUUUGCUGUUCUUCAGUUUCAUAUGUUUCAUUUUGUUACGUGGAUCAUACAUUUUUUAAAACUAUGUUUUGGUUAUUGUUAACUAAUUCUAUUUAUUAUUUAGAAAAUUUGUAAAUAAGAAUUUUGAAAUGUUUAAUUUGCACAUGUGUUGUUUAGGCAAAACAUUUCUAAGUAGAAAUAACUCUGUAAACAAAAACAUUACCAAUUAUUUUUACCUAAAACUAGUAAAAGAAAUUGAUAAGCACACAUACACGUUUUAUAUUAUUAUGAUUGAAAUUUUUUUACAAGAUUCUUUAGUUCAUCUUUACACUAUUUUUCAUCAACUAAAUCGAGUUUUAUUUUUUUAAUUAUUUCAAAUUAAUCUUACUAUUGAUAAAUAGUUUUAUUUUUAUUACUGACAAAGUACCUAAUUCACAAAAUAAACACUGAGAAAGUAGUUCACAAGGGCUAUUUAACUUCUUUUUUGCUUUAAAGAGGGACUCAAAAUGAAUACUUAAGCAUUAAAUCAGAUAGUCAAAAUGGAGUAAUAACCAUUGUUUGGUUUAAUUUUUUCACAAAAUGUGACUUAAGUACUUUUUUUUAGCACUAGGCUCUUUUUUUUUAUUUGUAGUUUUAAUUUUAUUUAAAUUAAGUCGGAGGGGAAAAAAAUGGCCAAGUUCCAUAAAAGUAUUUAAGUUAUUGAAGAUAACUGAUGAUGGUGCAAUAAAAAAUAUAAUGGCUCAAUUGGACUGAGCUGUAUACUGCUGAUUGAAGAAACCACACAAAAAAUGUGUAGCCUUUUUAAUAACAUAACAAAGUGAACAUACCUGUUUAUUAAACAUGCUUUUUUUGUCAAUGUGUAAUAAAUAUAUACAGAUAAACUGGAUGUAAAUAACAAUGUACAAUUGUAAGAACAUUCAUAUUUGAAUAAACAAAAUGUAACCUGCUAUACAUACAUAAAGAUGUCCAGUAAAACAAAUCAUUUAAAGUUUUCAUAUGAUGAUCUCACAACAAUUUGCUAUGAUUCCAUCAAUACUAAAUAAAUGUAAUUUGUACAUAU